AUUUCCAUGACUCAGUCUGAAGAAAUUGUUCUGCGGCCAGGCAGGUCCACUCUGCUGGCUCCACUUCGCAAUGGAGAUUUCAAUACAUUUUUCUAAGUUUUCUGUACUUUUCUCUUGAUCCUGUUCGCCUUUUCACCAUGAAUUACUCAAACUACGUCGUAGGUGGUCUCGCCUCGGUCGGUGCCACUUUCUUCACUAACCCAUUCGAAGUGAUAAAAACGCGCAUCCAACUGCAAGGCGAGCUGGCAGCCAAAGGAACUUAUGUGGAGCCCUAUCGUAGCGUUAUGCAAGCGUUCUUGACGGUAGCCAAAAACGACGGAGUUCUGGCAUUGCAAAAAGGUUUGGUUCCUGCCUUGUACUUCCAAUUUAUUUUGAAUUCCUUCAGGUUGGGAAUGUAUUCGGCCGCUGAGGAGAAAGGAUGGUGUUCCGACCGCCAGGGCAAAGCUUCCUUUUCAAAAGGAUUGUUCUGGGGUGCUGCAGGAGGAAUCGUCGGUUGCUAUACCAGCAGUCCUUUCUUCCUUGUGAAAACACAAAUGCAAGCCCAAGCUGCAGCGAACAUCGCUGUGGGCUACCAGCACAAACAUCAUGGAAUGAUGAACGCAUUUCGAGAAAUCUACACGAGCGGGGGUGUGAAAGGCCUGUGGCGAGGAGCAGUAGCCACUAUUCCCCGUGCUGCAUUAGGCAGUGGAGCACAAAUCGCAACUUUCGGAUCAACGAAGGACUUUCUCAGGCGUCACGACUUGGUGACUAACCGAGUACUUAAUUCCUUUGUGGGCGGAGUAAUUGCAGGCACAGUGAUGUCUCUGGCUAUCACACCACCGGAUGUUAUCUUGACGCGCCUUUACAACCAAGGAGUCAAUGAGAAAGGCGAAGGAAUAUACUAUCGUGGAGUGGUCGAUUGUUUCUGGAAAAUUUGGAAAAUUGAAGGCAUUUUUGGGCUCUACAAAGGAUUCUGGCCGAACUAUCUUCGUUUGGGGCCACAUUCAACGUUGGUACUUUUAUUCUUUGACGAGCUUAUGGCUGCCAAAAAGAAAUAUUGGGAUUAAUAGGAAAAAAUUAUUGUUGUAUAUUUUCUAAUGCCAUAGUACAAUUUAGUAGCAAAUAUACCUUUUUAAAUAGAAA
Messenger RNA from Hermetia illucens (black soldier fly), 1122 nucleotides. RefSeq names its product solute carrier family 25 member 35-like. Bases 138 to 1046 code for a protein of 302 amino acids. The record is from RefSeq and is a predicted model, not a curated record. Lineage: Eukaryota; Metazoa; Arthropoda; Insecta; Diptera; Stratiomyidae. The transcript has a single exon.